Messenger RNA from Paramuricea clavata, 1043 nucleotides. Lineage: Eukaryota; Metazoa; Cnidaria; Anthozoa; Malacalcyonacea; Plexauridae. The record is from the annotation of a GenBank genome assembly.
ACAACGAAUACGAUGAUGAACUAUGGUACGUUAAUUUUAGAGUAACAAGACAAACAUUCGACUUCGUUUUAAAUACAGUAAAAGACGAUUUAAUUCAUGAGAACACUGUCAUGCGAGAAGCAAUUUCGGCAAAGCGACGACUUGCAAUUACGUUGUAUUUUGUUUCAUCUACGGCCGAGUAUAAAACCAUUGGUAACCUCUUUGGAGUUUCGCGAUCUUUUGUGUUUAUGUGUAUCAGAGAAGUUUGUAGCGUUAUCACGAAAGGAUUGUCCAAAUUCAUCAAAUUCCCGCGCGGGCAACAAUUAUGGCAGGUCAUUGAUGAUUACGAAAGUAGAUGGGGCUUUCCUAUGUGCGCGGGGGCAAUUGACGGCACCCAUAUUCCCAUAAUUGCACCAACCGAGAGUCGUACAGAAUACGUGAAUCGGAAAGGUUUCCACAGCAUAAUAAUGCAAGCUGUUGUUGAUAGCAACUAUUUGUUUCGUGAUGUUGUGGUCGGAUGGCCAGGAAGUGUACAUGACGUUCGCGUUUUUUCUAAUUCCGCAAUAUUUAGGAAAGGGAACGAAGGAAAACUUUUCCCUUCAAAUUUCUCCAGAGAAAUUAAUGGAGAAGAUAUAUCACCUGUUAUUUUGACCGAUCCCGCAUAUCCACUUUUAUCGUGGCUUAUGAAAGGUUUUUAUGCGAAGGGUGAUUUAUCCCGAAAAGAGCGGUUGUUUAAUUAUCGCUUAAGUCGCGCCAGAAUGACGGUGGAGAACACGUUUGGCAGAUGGAAAGGGCGAUUCAUUAGAUUUGGAAAACGCGUUGACAUGGAGGUACAAAACGUAGUUACCGUUGUGUUGGCGUCAUGCAUCUUGCACAACAUUUGCGAACUUGGAGGUACAAAACGUAGUUACCGUUGUGUUGGCGUCAUGCAUCUUGCACAACAUUGGCAGUUCCAGCUGACGACGACGUGGAAGAUAUACAAGAAAGUGAAGAAACGGAUGGACUGGACAUUCGAGCGAUACUUGCUGAUUACUUUGCGUAAAAAUACUGAUUAUCGUGAUUAA